This is a messenger RNA of Beauveria bassiana ARSEF 2860, 1509 nucleotides long. Its product is annotated as trfA protein. The transcript has a single exon. Gene Ontology annotation, biological process: chromosome segregation; CENP-A containing chromatin assembly. Bases 1 to 1509 code for a protein of 502 amino acids. NCBI's taxonomy places the organism in Eukaryota, Fungi, Ascomycota, Sordariomycetes, Hypocreales, Cordycipitaceae. The record is from RefSeq and is a predicted model, not a curated record.
AUGUCUCGACUCUCCAUCCCCACGACGGCCCGACUGCCCUCGUCGCUGCGCGUCGACCCCUCCAACCUCGUCGUCAUCAAGAGCCUGAACCGGCUGUCCCGCGAGUCGCUCAUCGCGCUGGCCCUCGACUGGCUCGACGAGGGCACCGUCGCCAAUGCCGUCCCCUACCUCGACCGCCGCGGGCCCGACCAGGAGCCCGACAGCGACGAUCUCUACCCGCCCUGCCGCACCAUCGCCGAGCUGCAGCAGCUCUACGUUGACAUGCAGGAGCAGAGGGGCUCCAAGCGCGACGUCGUCAGUCGUAUCCUCGAGGGCGACUGGCGCCACGGCCUCACCCUCUAUCAGCUCGCCAUGGUCGACUUUGCCUACCUCGACGAGCACCCGGCCUCUCAGAAGUGGACGGCCUACAAGAUCCUGCCCCUCACCCACCCGACGCACGACGCCGACGAGGAGACGCUCACCGUCGAUGAGGCCAGCUUGCAGAUACCCCGCUUCCACCCCUCGACCUUUCUCCAAAACCUGCAGGACCAGGUCCUCCCGGACGUAAAGGCCCACUACCAUUUCUACAGGCCCAGCGACUAUCCCGUCCUCUUGUUGCGCGUCUUCGCCAUCGACUCGCCCUACAACAGCCAGCUCGCUCUCUCCGCCGGCAGCGCCAACGGCGCGGCCACAAAUUACACCUCCUCUCGCACCGUCUAUCUUGCCUUCCCCGAUGGCUCGCCGAACCUCUACAUCUCCAAGUCGCAGUCGGCGGGUGCGUCUGCCCACGGCGAGUCGCGCAGCCUGCAGAGCUUAAUCGUCAAGGGCGUGCCGAAAGCGCUCUCCAGACCGCGGCAGCGCUUCACCCUUAAAAACUCGGGCCUCACCAGCAGAAACCUAGAUGCGCUGCUCGAUCGCAAAGGUCCGGGCCGCGGCAAUGCCGCCAACGGAGGCUGGAGCAUCUACGCCAAUGAAAAGAACAAAAAGUCGCCUCUGGACUCGGUGCUGCCGCCGCACCCGCUGUCGGCGUCGGAGCACAGCCGUAAAAGAGCCUCACCGCUGACGCAGCAGCGCCGCGAGGCCAAACGCGCCAAGCUCGUGGCCAAGGGACGCUUUGGCGACUCGGGCAUCAUGACAGACGGCAAGGGCGUGGAACGCCUCGAUGUCGUCGUCCAGGACCCGUACCCGUCCGUCAAUGGCGUCGACGUACAGGGCUCAGAUAAUGACGACGGGGCCCCGACUUCUGGCAGGAGAGGGCCGCGAGGGAGCUUGGACGCCAUGCUGAACGACGACGGCGACGACGCUGCGUCUGCGACUGCUCCUUCACGUCGGGACGCCGACUCACGCUGGACUCCCAAUGUGCGCAUCACCUUUCAGGGUGCUCAUGUUUUUGCCGGCAUUCGGCAGCUGGUGGAGGCCGGCAUCGUCGACGGCGAGCGCAUGCCUGGCUGGAUGACUGGCGAAGACGGCGUCACCAUAGGCGUGGUACACCAUGGUCGUAUAAAAGGAAACAAGGGCUCAGGAGUAUGA